UUAUGUUCAGUCUGGUUUCACCUGCUCACGCUAUCACUUGUUCACAGUGCGUAGCCUACGUGGACACUGGACACACGUUAGUCGAUACUCGAUAAAUAGCUUAAUAUUUCAGAUCCAAAUAUCAAAUUGUGGCUUUCCACAUCUGAACCGAAGAACACUUACAAUAGCCUAUCAGUUAGACUACUCUCUGCAUAAGGAAGAACGUUAAUUUCGGAAAGAUGGGUUCAUCUUCGUACCUCCUGCGUGUCUUCAUCACUGCCGUAAUGUUUCUGCAAGCCCACAGUAGUAUACCAACAAUUGUUGGCUUGUAUGGAGAGACUAUUGAAGUUCCCUGCAUCAAUGGAGGAGCCCAACCCGAUGGCCUUAUGUUCACUAAGUGGAAAUAUAUGAAAGAUGAUAACACGGCGGGAGACCUCCUGGUAAAGCAAGCACACAAGGAGGAGGCCACCAUCCAGGCCUCAGAUGGCUAUAGAGACAGGGUGAGCAUCGCCCCCAACUCCAGCCUGCUCAUUGCCAAGGGAACGCUGGAGGACCAGAGGCUCUUCACCUGCAUGCAAGUAUGGGGAGGCAACGUGAAGGAGUACCCAGUGCAAGUUUCUGUCCACAAGAGGCCUUCGCCACCCCAGAUCAAAGAUAAAGCCAAAGAACUGGAAAAUGGAAAGCUUACCACCCUUGGCACAUGCAUUGCCAGUGAUGCCAACCCUGUUGCCAUCUUAACAUGGACCAAAGAUGGCCAGCCACUGGUCCCUGAUGACAAAACAAUUAAGAUCACUGGACAGGUCACAAAGGACCCAAGCACUGGCCUGUCCAAAGCCUCCUCUCUUCUGCAGUACACGGCGGGUAAAGAGGACGUGGGCUCCCAGUUCACCUGCGUGGCCACCCACCCGUUAGUGGACCAGGAGUCGGCUCCAGAGACUUUCACCGUCCACUAUCCCACAGAGAAGGUGAACCUGCAGGUAAUCAAUAAGGGUGCCAUUAAAGAAGGAGAUGAUGUCACCCUAAAGUGCCAAGCAGAUGGCAAUCCUCCCCCCACUAGUUUUAACUUCUACCUGAAGGACCAGAAAGUGCCUGUGAUGGACAACGACACGUACACCCUGCGCGGUGUCACACGAGAGAGCAGUGGGGAGUACAAGUGCUCUCUGCUUGAUGACAAGAAGAAACAGGACACGCAGGAAAUCAUUGUACACUACCUGGAUCUCAGCGUCAGCCCCUCGGGGAGGGUCCUGAAAAACUUUGGGGACACCUUGGUGGUGAUGGUGGAUCAGAAUGCCUCUGUUGACGCCCAGAUUUCAUGGACCAAGGACAAUGAGAAGCUCGAGAAGGAGCCGGUUUUCGGAGAGCUGACCUAUGCAGACGCUGGGCUGUAUGUGCUGGAGGUGUCUGUGGCCGGAAUUAAGAAAAGUCAUUCCUUUGAGCUGGAUGUCCAGGGCAAGCCGUCGAUCAAGUUUCUGACUGAGAAGCUCAGCUCAGAUGGAAACUCCAAAGUCCUGAUCUGUGUGGCCGAAGGCUCACCUGAGCCCAAUGUCCAGUGGAGUGUCAAUGGCACCAAUGAAAAAACAUCUUACAGCAGUGGAAAGGUUACUCACGAGAUCACAGUGGUGCCUAGCAAGAAUCUCACUGUUCACUGUACUGUGUCAAAUAGCCUGGGAGAGGACUCCAGGGAUAUCUUCCUGCAGUCCGUAAUUGUGGAGAAAAAAGAGCCAGAAGGAGACACGUCCACUGGUAAUGACCAGGCUAAGCUCAUUGUGGGCAUUGUGGUUGGGCUUAUUCUGGCUGCUGCUAUUGUGGGCCUCAUCUAUUGGCUGUACAUGAAGAACUCCAGGCAAGGGAGCUGGAAAACCAGAGAGAAGGAGAUGGGCACCUCUGAGGAGGAGAAGAAGCUGGAGGAGAACAACCAUAAGCCUGAUGUGUAGAGUCCUCAGAUGCACAUGGGAAGGGAAGGAGCAGUAGCAAGGCCUUGUCACACUGAACAUGUUGUAAUUUCAUCUGAAUGAUGUCGUCUGAAAGCCAUCCGAUCUGACCCCUCAUCAGACCUCUCAUACGCAGCACGAAUUGCAAAAUACUCGCCCUCGUCCAAAAGAAUGAAAACCUACAAUAAUCUCCCACAGACACGUCUGACUGAAAUCAUUUGUGUUUAUGUAUGUCACCUGCACUGAGGACUGCUCUUUACAUUUCCCCUGUGCUCCUGCGGAAUGAUAGUUCAUCAGCAACUCACUGCUGGUUGGGUGGGCUCUGCAAUUGCUUCUCUUGAUAGAAAAUGUUAAAAUCUUGGUACAUAUUUUCAGGCCUUUGUAAAUAGCUGCAGCUCGUGAGCAUAUGCCAUCAUGCUUGAGAUUCGGAAUGUUGCAUCAUCUGGGACAACCUUUUUGGUCACUGUAGGGGUUAUUAUGGGGAUGGAUUGGUCCCGAGGGCCUGAAGUCUUCACUGCUGUUACACUUUGUUUCUGGGAGUUACAUUUCCAUUGUUUUUAUUUUACUUGAGGGCUUUUUCACAGCACCUUUAUUGUUUUUUUUAACUAUGCUAUAGAAAAUCACAUAAAAAAAGCAAAAUAAUAAUAAGCACUAGCCAUACAAAAUGACUUUAAUAAUACUCUAAUAGAUCUGAGUUCCAGCAUUCUCUGUUUCUAGGCUACCAAUAUCCUUAGCCACAAAGUUUAGUUAUACAAAGGUGAUUUCCCCCCAAAUCAAACAGUAGUUCUAAAGCCACUAAAUAUGGCUGCAUAUAAUUAAUACAGCAGAGGAGAAUUUGGCAAUUGGCCUGUCAAAUGUUUGGCUCAGCCUUACCUAUGGCUCUGCAGGGACUACCUUACAGCCUCCUUUUAUUUUAUUAAGAUGUCAGUCAGUCCUAUUUACAUAUGCCUUAAGUGAGAACUACUUGUGUUGUGUGCUAGGAUAAUAGAGUGUAAAUGUCAGUAGCUAAUGCUUUAUACAUAUUUAUAGAGAAAUAUUGGACACUUAAUGUGAAACCUAUUGAAUGUGCAAAAUCCGUUGCCCUCAUGUGCUCUUGGGGAAGAUGUACAAAGCCUUUCCUCGUGACACCAGUGUUUCUUUUGUUUUGUCACAACACUUACUCAUCACUUAGACAUGUUAAUAUCCCCCAUUCUCUGGCAACUGUUUUUGUGUGUCAUACUGUAGUUAAACAUAACUGUUGCAGAGACAUUGCAUUGUUUUUGUGUUUUUGAGAACUUUGUAAAUAUGUUAUUUUGUCAGUCCAAGUUGUUUUUUUUUUGUUGUUGCUAUUUAUAUGGUGUGAGAUGCAGAGUUAGCUUUACUUUGGCUCUUUUGGAUAGGCAUAUUGAAUUGAAUUUCACAACAGAAUGUAAGAUGUACUGCAAUGUCAAAAUAUAAGUCAUCAGUGACCGAAUGUAACUGCUGGAUUGAAGACACUAGACUGAUGAGUCCUGAUGAGAGAGAUAUUGCUAUUUCUGCCACCUUUUGUUUGUUUGUAUGUAUGAAGCCCUUAAAGAAUAAUUUGUGUUUAGGUACUGCGGUUUAAGAUUUACAUUACUUCAAAUCCAUCAGGUCAGCAGUGAAACCAAAGAGGGUGAAGAGAAGAAGGCCAUACAAGUAUUGUAAAUACAGUUUUGUUUUUGUACUUUUGUUGAGAAUAAAGUGUACAUUUUGAAGAAAAUGACACCAACUCA
Molecule: messenger RNA, 3643 nt
Organism: Alosa alosa (allis shad)
Lineage: Eukaryota; Metazoa; Chordata; Actinopteri; Clupeiformes; Clupeidae
Gene: alcama
Product: activated leukocyte cell adhesion molecule a
Exons: 16
Coding region: 219-1913 (564 amino acids)
Biological process (GO): cell adhesion
Cellular component (GO): plasma membrane
Source: RefSeq, a predicted model, not a curated record